AUGAAGACAAAUUCUAAAGAACUUGCUUCAGAUUAUAGAAAACUUCUUCAAGAUGGCUAUAAUUCCGAUGUGAUUAUUCGCUUUGACAAAGACGAGAAUUUAAAAGAGCUUUGUGCACAUUCGCUUAUUUUAAGAGAACGCUCUAGGUAUUUUAAUAGGGCUCUUUCCAGUAGUUGGGCUAAGAAAGAAGGAAAAUUUUUCAUUAUUGAAAUGAAAGAUGUGCCAAUAAAUACAUUUAAAGCUGUUUUAAGGUACAUAUAUACUACUGAAAUUUCUUUAGAUGAAUUAAGUGGUGUUGAGAUUUUGGAAUUUUUAGUGGAAACUGAUAGAUUAUUACUUCUUAAUAAAGGAAUUAGUAGCAUAUUUAACAAAGUAUUUUUUUAUGUACAAGAAAAUUUGGAAAAAAUAAUACGAAGUGAUGCAAUUAGAACAUUACAAAUCAUUUUUCAAUAUAAUAAUAUAUUCGAGAAAUUGCAUGAACCAUGCCUUCAACUUAUAUGUACUUAUCCAAAUAUUAUGUUUGAACAUCCCAGAUUUACUCAGAUAGAUUCAAAUAUUCUAACUUUAAUAUUAAAACGUGAUGAUCUAGGAAACCUAAGCGAAAUAAAUAUUUUAAAAUAUUUGAUCCAAUGGGGUUCUGCUACUAUUCAAGAAAAAGAUACAAAUAAUUGGGAAGGAAAUGACUAUAUUACACUUAAAACUGCAAUUAGUGAACUCAUUCCUUUAAUCCGAUGGUUCAAGAUUUCAAGUAUAGAAUUUGGACAAAUUAGACCACUCCUUCAAAAUAUUUUAUCAACGGAUUUGUUUGAUAGUAUUUUAAGCUAUCACUUGGAUCCUAAUUCUCUAUCAGCGAACGCAAGAAUGAAACCACCAAGAUUUGCACCAAAAUUUGUAUCAUUUGAAAAAAUGGAAAUCGAAUGCGAAUCAUUUUUUAGUUCAUAUGAGGAUCUUGUUAAUAUUAAUAAAAGGUUGUUUCAAACGAAUGACCAAUAUGAUGUCAUCAUUCGUGUUAGCAAAGAUAUUGUUAGCAAAAAUUUUUCUUUCAAAGAUUUUUAUGCACAUUCUUUGAUCUUAUGUGCACGUUCCUCUUAUUUCAAAAUGGCUUUAUCUAAAGUUAAAGAAGAUAGUAGUCCUUUUAUUUUUCCAAUUCAAGAUAUUUCUACAGUUGUUUUUAAAGUCAUUUUAAGAUAUUUAUAUACUACUGAAUUUGAUAUUGAAGAAUUGAAUGGUGCCAACAUAUUAAUGCUUAUUGUAGCAGCAAAUAAGAUGGAACUUCAAGUCAUUAUUGAUUAUCUAUUAUUACCUACGAAUUUUGCCAAAACAACAUUAAGAAAGUUGAAUGGCGGUGAAGUUUUAAAACUUUUGAUAAUUAAUGAAUUCAACAUUCAAAAUGCUGUUAAUCAUAUAUUAUCAAAAAAUGACGUUGUAAGGGCUAUCUUAGGAAAAUUGGAUAGUUUAGAAAUAUUAGAAAUUAUAGAAAAGACUGAGGAGUUGCAAAUUCAAGAAACAAUUGCCAAAAUAUUAUCAAAUAAGGAUUUCAUCAAUACUAUCCUAUACAAAUUUAAUGCGUACAGUAUUUUAAAUCUAAUGAGAAUACCGAACAAUAUGAAAUCUAGAAAAGCUAUUGAUGAUAUGUUAGCGAGUGAGGAUUUUAUUCAAAUUAUCCUUGAUAAAUUGAAUAUUGAACAAUUUUUACAAUUUAUGAAAACUGCCAAUGAACUACAAAAUAAAAUAAUUGUUAGUAGUCUAUUUUCAAAGAUAAACUUUAAUCUUAUAGUGAAUAAAUUUCAUGGUGCUGAAAUUUUGCGUAUAUUUAUAGAAGCUAAUGUAUUGAAACUUGAAGAUUUAUUUUCCGACAUGUCAACGUUUAUAGAACAAAAUUUAGAAAAUCUUCUUCAAAAUGACGCAGUUGGUGUAUUAGAAAUUAUUUUUAAACAUGUUAUAUGUAAAUCAUUUCGGGAAUACUGUAUCUAUCUUAUAUGUCUCAAUCCAAAUUCAUUAUUUGAUAACUCAAAAUUGAUUCGAUUAGAUCGUUCCAUUUUAAUUCAUAUAUUGGAACGUGAUGAUAUGGGAAUAUUAAAUGAGAAAAAUAUUUUGGACUAUCUAAUUAAGUGGGGCACUGCACAAAACGAGGAAACCUCUCGAAAGGGCAUGAUGAACUGGACAAGUCGAGAAUUCAAGAUUUUUGAGAAAGCUAUUCAUGAAUUUAUUCCUUUAAUUCGUUGGUUUACGAUACCUGCAAAAGACUUUAAUAAACUUCGCUCUUUUUUAGAAAAUGUCUUAACAGAUAAUUUAUAUCAAAAUAUU
Molecule: messenger RNA, 2307 nt
Organism: Cetraspora pellucida
Lineage: Eukaryota; Fungi; Glomeromycota; Glomeromycetes; Diversisporales; Gigasporaceae
Source: the annotation of a GenBank genome assembly